Molecule: messenger RNA, 257 nt
Organism: Amoebophrya sp. A25
Lineage: Eukaryota; Dinophyceae; Syndiniales; Amoebophryaceae
Source: the annotation of a GenBank genome assembly
GCCUCCCUGAAUCGUAUCCGCGAGUACGCUCUGGAAGCCAAUAGGGAGCGACUAUUGACUGCGGUCCGACAGCAAUACGGUGUUAAUCGGGAUAGUGCUAAAGAACUCUUUCUGCGGUUGCUGUAUGGAGGUUCGAUCUCAAGAUGGGUAGAGGAUGUGAGAGCCAGUGCACCCCAAAGUUUCAUGGGAGGGGCCGCGCCAAUCAUGGUAGAGCUGCUGGUGGAAAAUGAUAGUACAACUUCUAUUGGUGGUACUAG